Molecule: messenger RNA, 1707 nt
Organism: Molossus molossus (Pallas's mastiff bat)
Lineage: Eukaryota; Metazoa; Chordata; Mammalia; Chiroptera; Molossidae
Gene: HAPLN1
Product: hyaluronan and proteoglycan link protein 1
Exons: 4
Coding region: 63-1127 (354 amino acids)
Biological process (GO): cell adhesion
Molecular function (GO): hyaluronic acid binding
Source: RefSeq, a predicted model, not a curated record
CAAAUCUCAUCGCCUCUCUAUGUGAUGCUCUCACAGUGAGGAAGAUUCCUGGGGCUAUAAAGAUGAAGAGCCUACUUCUUCUGGUGCUGAUUUCAAUCUGCUGGGCUGAUCAUCCUUCAGACAACUAUACUCUAGAUCAUGGCAGAGUUAUUCACAUCCAAGCAGAAAAUGGCCCCCAUCUACUUGUGGAAGCAGAACAAGCCAAGGUGUUCUCACAUAGAGGUGGCAAUGUUACACUGCCAUGUAAAUUUUAUCGAGACCCUACAGCGUUUGGCUCAGGAACCCACAAAAUCCGAAUUAAGUGGACCAAGCUAACUUCAGAUUACCUCAAGGAAGUGGACGUGUUUGUUUCCAUGGGAUACCACAAGAAAGCCUAUGGAGGCUACCAGGGUAGAGUGUUUCUGAAGGGAGGCAGUGAUAAUGAUGCUUCUCUGGUGAUCACAGACCUCACCCUGGAGGAUUAUGGGAAAUAUAAGUGCGAGGUGAUUGAAGGAUUAGAAGAUGAUACUGCUGUGGUAGCAUUAGAUUUACAAGGUGUGGUAUUCCCUUAUUUUCCACGACUGGGGCGCUAUAACCUCAACUUUCACGAGGCACAGCAGGCCUGUCUGGACCAGGACGCCGUGAUUGCCUCCUUCGACCAGCUGUACGACGCGUGGCGGGGCGGGCUGGACUGGUGCAACGCCGGCUGGCUCAGCGACGGCUCGGUGCAGUACCCCAUCACCAAGCCGCGGGAGCCCUGCGGAGGCCAGAACACUGUGCCCGGGGUCAGGAACUACGGGUUUUGGGAUAAAGAUAAAAGCAGAUAUGAUGUGUUCUGUUUUACAUCCAACUUCAAUGGCCGUUUUUACUACCUGAUCCACCCCACCAAGCUGACCUAUGACGAAGCGGUGCAAGCUUGUCUCAACGAUGGUGCUCGGAUUGCGAAAGUGGGCCAGAUAUUCGCAGCCUGGAGACUUCUGGGAUACGACCGCUGCGACGCGGGCUGGUUGGAGGACGGCAGCGUGCGCUACCCCAUCUCCAGGCCAAGGAGGCGCUGCAGUCCUACCGAGGCUGCAGUGCGCUUCGUGGGUUUCCCAGAUAAAAAGCAUAAGCUGUACGGUGUCUACUGUUUCAGAGCAUACAAUUGAGCGUGCCCCUAGAGCACGUCAAGUCUAAAGUCAUUAAGAACAUGUGAAAGGUUUUUUUGUGUUUUUUUUUUCAAUAUGAACUCAUGCAAGUUACCAAAACUGUGAUAAUCCUUUUUUACUUACUGUAAAGAGUCAUUUUCAUAAAGAUCAAUUCAUUAAUUUGUUUUUGUAAAGCUAUCAUUCAAUAUAUAUUAUAAAUUAAUAUAAUUUUAAGGGAGGCCCUACAUAAGGAGGUUUGAGAGCCAAACUGUUCAGGCUGUAUCAUCCCCACAAAGUAUCUUUUCAUGAACGGGGCAUGCAAUAACUUGAGGAUUGCUAGGAUUAAAUUAAGGAAAGUAAAGCUACUCGGAGCAGCAGCUUCCACAAGCACAAAUUUUACACAUUUGUACAAUUUUGAAAUGCAUUACAAUAAACAAAUUAGAGCAACUGAUUUGAAAUACAGGCUUCUUUACAUAAACUGAGAUUCUGAGAGGUUGCACAAAACUCAAUCUCACAAGGGAAUAAUCUACACUUUUCUAAAAGUUAAUAUUUCAAGUCUCUAAUAGAAUAUUUUACUCUUUAAAAUCCUGCCUUUUUGACC